Salvelinus fontinalis (brook trout) is the source of this 1514-nucleotide messenger RNA. Its product is annotated as anamorsin-A. The transcript is spliced from 9 exons. Gene Ontology annotation, cellular component: cytoplasm. Gene Ontology annotation, biological process: iron-sulfur cluster assembly. The record is from RefSeq and is a predicted model, not a curated record. Lineage: Eukaryota; Metazoa; Chordata; Actinopteri; Salmoniformes; Salmonidae. Gene Ontology annotation, molecular function: iron-sulfur cluster binding. Bases 268 to 1203 code for a protein of 311 amino acids.
GUCUUUGUUCAGCUAUAACUCAGUGAAACAUAAGAUAUUUGUUUUUAAAAUCUGCCACGGUACUUAUCCUAACCUAUGUAAACAAAUAAUGUGUCGAGAAAGCAGUAUCAUAACACCGGAAUUGACCAAUGGCAGACACAAAUUGGCGUUACCUGAUAAAGGAACGUUCACAUCAAGAAACGCCUCGAAUUGCGGUUUGCAAUUACACCAUAUUGCAAAUUUCGAGCAGCUGAAGGACACAUCUCACAUGCAACCGGUAGAGAGGACAUGGCAGACCUUUGUGUGAAGGCAGGAGAUAAGGUGCUUUUGGUGUGGAGCCAGCCUUCGUCCCCAACAACCCUGAAGGAGCUGGCAGAGAGUCUAGGGGCCAUGGUUGGCACCGAUGGCCGAGUGUUCCUGGAGAAUAAUGAAAGACUUAUAAUGUCUUCACAUGCAGCAUCAAGCUACGACUGUGUCCUCUCAAGUGUACUCUCUGACAGCUUUUCUGUCCACACCUCAGAGACACUAGCAGAGAUGGCCAGAGUGAUCAAACCUGAUGGAAAACUAGUGCUUGAAGAACCUGUUACAGGAACUGAUCACAAAAAAGUAAGGACUGCUGAGAAGCUUAUAUCAGCCUUGAAGUUGUCUGGCCUGGUGUCAGUGACUGAGGUCAGUAAAGAACCCCUGACCCCAGAGGUUGUGUCUGCCCUGAAGACAUUCACAGGCUUCCAGGGUAACACUCUAUCCAGGGUGCGCAUGUCUGCUUCUAAACCCAACUUUGAAGUGGGCUCUUCAAGCCAGCUUUCCUUUGGGAAAAAUACCUCAAAACCAGUAGACAAACCUGUACUUGACCCCAAUGCUGCGAAGGCGUGGACCCUGUCAGCCAAUGACAUGGAUGAUGAUGAUGUGGACCUGGUAGAUUCAGAUACGCUGUUGGAUGCAGAUGACUUUAAGAAGCCAGACGCAGCCUCCCUCAAAGCGCCCUCCUGUGGUGACGGGACCACAAAGAAAAAGAAGGCUUGCAAGAACUGCUCUUGUGGUCUUGCUGAGGAGUUGGAACAGGAGAGCAAGGGUUCCAAGACAAUCAGCCAGCCCAAGUCCGCCUGUGGAAGUUGUUACCUGGGUGAUGCCUUCCGAUGUGCCAGCUGUCCGUACAUUGGGAUGCCUGCCUUCAAACCUGGGGAGAAGAUUGUACUAGCCAACACAGGGCUAAAUGAUGCCUAGGAACAACCACAAUAUAUACUUUCUGGAAUAUCGCAUUCCUUACAUCAUUCUAACCUCCCACCCCCUGGAGUCCAUGGCAAAUGCCAGGUUCUCACCGAGAUGGUCAGAAUGGCCCUUCUACAAGAGCAAAAAGCAGGUAGAGUUUGAAGUAAAUGUAUUGAGAGUAGCGAAACAUUACUGAAUCGAUCCAGGUUACAGGCUUAUUUGACCAUGGGAAAACUGUUCCUGGACAUAUCAUACAAUGAAGAUUUCACAGGGCACUCACCAUAUUUCAACGUACAGGUGUCCAUAAUAAAUGUCAGUUCAAUUAA